This is a messenger RNA of Colletotrichum spaethianum, 699 nucleotides long. RefSeq lists its product as uncharacterized. Lineage: Eukaryota; Fungi; Ascomycota; Sordariomycetes; Glomerellales; Glomerellaceae. The transcript has a single exon. The record is from RefSeq and is a predicted model, not a curated record. The coding region runs from base 1 to 699 and encodes 232 amino acids.
AUGCGCUUCUCCGUUCUUACCGCUGCUGGCCUCAUCGGCGCUGCCGCCGCCGCCCCGGCCCCUGCUCCCGUUGCCCUCAACUUCGACGAUGUCAUCGUUGUCGGUGAGGAUGGCACCCACCAGAUUAUGAAGUCUGCCGAGUACGACGCUCUUCAGGCUCGCGCCGCCCUUGUCCCCGCUCCCGCCAUCAAGUCCCCUGAGGGCGUCUCACGCCGUGGCUGCGAGGAGUCCACUGAGAUUCAGGUCCUUACUGACGACGAGUUUCUCAACUGGGACGUCGCCAUCUCUCCUGUCCUGAGCUCCAACGGCGGCUCUGCCACCGUCUCUGUUGCCAACGGUUACUCCAUUGCCAACUCUGUUUCUGUCACAGCUGGUAUGACAGCCACUGUUGAGAAAGUCCUUGGCCUGUCACUCUCCGUCAGCUAUUCCGAGACAUGGACCACUACCGAGACCCAGACCAUUGGUUUCACCGUUCCUGACGGCCAGUACGGUCUCGUUGUCUCUCAGCCCAGCGUCCACCGGGUGACUGGCAACGUCCUGUCUGGCUGCACCGACAGCCCCAGCAAGACCGAAUUCACCUCUGACACCUACACCAGCCAGUCCUACGGCAACCUUGCCUGGGUCAAGGGUGUCAUCCGUCUUUGCAACAGCACCACCUACCCCGUCCCCUACUGCAUUGGCAACGGUGAGCAUCGAUAA